Molecule: messenger RNA, 918 nt
Organism: Camarhynchus parvulus
Lineage: Eukaryota; Metazoa; Chordata; Aves; Passeriformes; Thraupidae
Product: ankyrin repeat domain-containing protein 9-like
Exons: 2
Coding region: 23-904 (293 amino acids)
Molecular function (GO): protein binding
Source: RefSeq, a predicted model, not a curated record
GCUGUUCUUUAUCUGCUGAGCCAUGGCUAGUAACCAGGCCAGCCUGCAGGAUGAUCAGAGCAGGCACUGCAAGUUCUUAUCCUACAUGUUCUACCAGGCUGUGAGAGAUCACAAGCCUGUGUGGAUGCUGGAAGACAUGAGAACUAUGGAGUAUUUUUACUGGGAGGAGAAUGCCAGCUUACGAACCUACUCACCUUCAGAAGCCCUUCUCUAUGCAGUGGUGCAUAAUCACCUGCCUUAUGCUCAGUAUCUGCUGUCUCAUUUUCCAGAGGAGGCUCUCAAGGUGCCUGGGGAACACUUCUGCUAUUGCCCAUCCUCUGCUCCUCACCUGGCCAUGGCGGUCACAUAUGACAGGAGAGAUAUCCUGGGACUGAUCAUCAAAAUUGCACACAAGCUCCCCAGCUUGAACUCCUAUAUCAAUAGGGCUGGCUGCUUUCAUCUGGAAGAUGGGAAAACACCCCUGCACCUUGCCUGCGAGCUGCUGAGGUCAGAGACGGUCCUCAUCCUCCUCGGGAACGGAGCCUCUCCCAGGAUAGAGGACAGUAAAGGGCUGACCCCGCUGGACGUCAUCCUGGAGCAGAUGUGGGACUCCAAAGUCAAUGUUGCAUCAAAGAAGCUCUGCCUUGACUACCUCUUGCUCUUCAUGCCCAACCCACAGUUUAAGAUGCGGAAAGUUCUGCAGGAGCAUCCAGACCACUGGACAGCUUUGCUGGGAGAAGACAAAUUCAACAGCCUGGUGGGGAACACACCUGCUUCUUUAUAUCUGCAAGCUAUGCAAACUAUUCUCCAGACUCUUCCCCCUUCCCACUUCCCUAAAAGCAUCCAGGAACUACCUAUACCUCAGGCACUAAAGCCUUUACCAUCCUAUGGCAAAAAGCUACCAGCAAAAAAUGUGCAUCAUUAGCAGGAAGGACAGGA